UUAUAAUCUCGGGAGUGAUUCGUGAAUAUGCAAAUUGAUAAUCAUUUGGUUGAAGUCUUGAUAUUACGUAAAUUGUGAAUACUCUUACAUGUGUAUUCCUACUACAACUUCACUCAAUUGUGGUAAUCGAAUAGUAAAGUCCGUGCUACGAUAUCGAAAAAAGAAGACACAUGCAAACCUCUAUGACAGGAAACCAUGUAUUGGAAAAGUUUUGUUAUAAAGCAGCGUCAGAAACAAGAAAAAUGGGGAAAAUACAUGGAAAUUGUGAUACAAUUUUACAAAAUCAACGUUCGUUCCCAUCGCCAAGACGUGACAUCACAAUUUUGUAGAGCAGAGUGUUAUAGACGUAAGGCAAGAAAAUCGUCAGAAUCAUGUCACGAGACGACUCCGCACUGCCAGACGUAGAUUACGGGAAAAGUUCUCUUGCUGGGAACUUUAUGACGCAAGAAAUGUCAACGAUCAAUAUAACGAAUCCAGAUAUAUCCACUCGUGACUGAAUAUAAAAGAACAUGCUUUCCAGGUUUUGUUACGACUCCUUGGCAGCCAUUAGGAUAUGAUGGAGUGACGGCAUUAUUCCGUGCAUGUUCAUUAAAAAUAUUAUUCGACGAGGAAAAACAGUGGAUAAUAAAGAAGGAAAAGAAACAGAUGCAUAUACAAAACCAAGGUGACUUUGUACAGGUAACACAUGUACACGAUGAGACUGUAGUGGUAGAAACAUUACACCACCUGGAGCUCUUGCCUUCAAGUGAAAUAUGGAGUGCAAGGUGUGCCUGGAGCCCUACGACCAGGCGGAGCGGCGGCCGCGGGCGCUGCCGUGCGGCCACUCCUUCUGCUCGCAGUGCAUCGGCAGCAUCUUCCGCCAGGGCGCCCUCUCGUGCCCCAAGUGCCGCGCCAGACACGCCGCCCCCGACGCCUCGCAGUUCCCCUUCGCCUACGAGCUGGAGGAGAUGAUCGCGCUUCUCAUGCAGAGGAACUUGUCCGUGUCGGCGCCGCCCUACGAAGAGGGUUGCGACAGCCCCGCCUGGGAGGCCAAGGAACAGCAGAAGUCCUCGCUCCUCAACAGCAUCUCCGACUGCGAGGAAAUGCUGUCUCAGCUGCACAGCUACGACGCGUCCCUCGACGACUCUCUGGCGAGGCACCAGGAGCUGGUCAACAGGCUCGCUGACAUCAUCGAGCAGCACAAGCGAGCCCAGACGCGCCUCGAGAACAACAAAGAGAUGGUCUCCUACCUGGAGCAACAGGGCCAGGACAUGAAGCAGCAGCUGAAUGCGGCGCUGGAGACCCUGGGCGACGCCAGCACAGCCCCGGCGGUGGCGAGGGCCGUCGGCGAAGGAGACGGCUCGGCGGCGGAGGCGCUGGAGUGGAUCCGCGAGUGCCAGCAGCUGUGCCCCGACGUCGGGACCGCCGCCACGUCCAGCAGGACCCGAGCAGCAACGGCGAGGGCCCUGGAAGCAUUCGCGCAGGGGAUGGAUGCUGCAUCUGCCCCCGUCCCUCCCAAGAGUCAUCUCCCCGAGGCCGAGAGGAGGUUCAGCAUCCUUGGCAUCCUGAAGGAGGCGACGGCGCUUGCACCUACAACCACGCCCAUAACCCAGCUGAUGGAGGGCGGGCAGCUGGUGGGCGUCCAGUAUGAGCAAGGCCGCCCACGAUACGCCAGGAUAACGAUGGAUAAGGAGACCGUCUGUUUGCACCAUCUGGAGGAUGAGUCACCGCCCACGCACGCCUAUACUAUCCCGUACCGCAAGGUGAUGGACCACGCCAACAUGUCGUCGGGCCUGGCCUUCCUCGACCUGGCCUGGCCCGACUCGCCCCCCCGACGCGUCUACGUCCGCCUCAUCCCCGACAUGAACGUAGCGCUGGGCCGACAGUUCGUCCUCAUGUGCACGGGCCACGCCGGUCCCUCGUACGCCCGCACUCGCCUCCUGAACCUGGUGGACAGCACCUCGAAGGACGAGCUCGUGGGCGGGGACUACGAGUGCAACGACGGCAGCGGGGGCGCGCCCAUCCUGUCGGGCAUCGUGAGCAACAAGGUGAUGCUCCCGUGCGCCGAGGGCCUCGUCAGCGGCAAGUGGCACAGCAGCGAGGCCUCGAGCACCAAGUUCGGCAUCACGACGAAGAAGCACGAGGGGUACGUGUGGGUGAGGGUGUUCGGCAAGGUGGAGAGCGGGCUGGAGGUGGUCCGGGCGGCGGCGGAGGUGGGCGACGUCGGCCUCGUGUCCGUGGUGGAUUGCGGCGUCGUGGUGAUGCCCAGGUGACGCCGAGGACCGAAGACUCUACCUGGGCUAUUUUUAGUUACAGUAAUAUUUUAUAUGUUAGUGGUAACAAACACGGGGAGUGUUACCAAAAAUAUGAAUAAAAAUACAAAUAAUACAGUGACAGGAACUUCUAAAAAUAAUGCGACAUUUACUGUGAAUAUUCUGCCACGUAUGCACACAAAUAGCAAAACCUUCUUCAUAUAUUGGUAAAAAUAAAAACGAAAAUCAACAA
Penaeus vannamei (Pacific white shrimp) is the source of this 2484-nucleotide messenger RNA. Lineage: Eukaryota; Metazoa; Arthropoda; Malacostraca; Decapoda; Penaeidae. The record is from RefSeq and is a predicted model, not a curated record.